GCUGCUGUAAGUAUGGGCACUCCUAUCAUGAGAGCAGAAUGGAUUUAUGCUGCUUGGGAAAGGAGAAAUGCAAUUGAUUUUCGUGUUACCGAUGAAGUGUUUCGAAAUGAGUUCAAAGUGCCCCCAUUUCAAGACUGUGUGCUAUCUUUCCUGGGAUUCCCAGAUGAAGAACUCCGAAAUAUGGAAGAAAUGACUGAAAUGCAAGGAGGAAGAUACUUGCCUCUUGGUGGUGAAGCAUGCACUCACCUUGUGGUGGAGAAUACAAUAAAACAGCUGCCAUUUGAACCCACCAAAAAACUGUUUGUUGUAAAACAGGAG
Messenger RNA from Rhincodon typus (whale shark), 318 nucleotides. Its product is annotated as protein ECT2-like. Lineage: Eukaryota; Metazoa; Chordata; Chondrichthyes; Orectolobiformes; Rhincodontidae. Gene Ontology annotation, molecular function: GTPase activator activity; guanyl-nucleotide exchange factor activity. Gene Ontology annotation, cellular component: cell cortex; nucleus. Gene Ontology annotation, biological process: mitotic cytokinesis; regulation of cytokinesis, actomyosin contractile ring assembly; activation of GTPase activity. The annotation marks the transcript as partial. The record is from RefSeq and is a predicted model, not a curated record. The transcript has 3 exons.